Messenger RNA from Leguminivora glycinivorella, 378 nucleotides. Its product is annotated as aldehyde oxidase 2-like. The transcript has 3 exons. The record is from RefSeq and is a predicted model, not a curated record. The coding region runs from base 1 to 378 and encodes 125 amino acids. Lineage: Eukaryota; Metazoa; Arthropoda; Insecta; Lepidoptera; Tortricidae. Gene Ontology annotation, molecular function: 2 iron, 2 sulfur cluster binding; oxidoreductase activity; iron ion binding.
AUGGACCGAAUCACGUUCAAAGUGAACGGGGAGUUAUGUUCAGUGAGUUCGGAGGUGGACUCGGACACGACGGUGCUCGAGUAUGUGCGCGACACUCUGAAGCUGCACGGCACCAAGUUCAUGUGCAAGGAGGGCGGCUGCGGGUCCUGCGUCGUCAGCGCCACCAUGCCCGACCCCUACACCGGCGGCCGACGAGUUGUCUCCAUCAAUUCUUGUUUGGUAUCAAUAACAUCCUGCCAAGACUGGGAGAUCAAGACUAUAGAAGGCUUAGGUGACCGCCGAACAGGGUACCACCCCGUCCAACGGGCGCUGGCGGAACACAGCGGCACACAAUGCGGGUACUGCAGCCCUGGCUGGGUCAUGAGCAUGUACAGGUAA